AUGGAUCUAUCUAUCUAUCUAUCUAUCUAUCUAUCUAUCUAUAUAUCUAUGUUUUCUUACUCUCUCUCUUUCUUUUGUCUUAUUCAUUACUACUUUUUUACUUUAAUUCUUUCUUUCUUUUACUUACUUUUACACCAUUUCUUACUUUUUCUUUCUUUCUUCUUUCUUUCUUAUUCAUUUUUUACUUUUCUUUCUUUUUUAAUUUUUACUCUUUCUUUCUUUCUUUCUUUCUUUCUGUCUUUCUUCAUCUCGUCUUUCUUUCUUCAUCUCGUCUUUCUUUCUUCAUCUCGUCUUUCUUUCUUUCUUUCUGUCUUUCUUCAUCUCGUCUUUCUUUCUUCGUGUCGUCUUUCUUUCAAUCUUUCUUUCUUCCUGUCGUCUUUCUUCCUUUCUUUCUUUCUUCAUCUCGUUUUCGUUUGUUCAUCUCGUCUUUCUUUCUAUCUUUCUUUCUUCAUCUCGUCUUUCUUUCUUUCUUUCUUUCUUUCUUCAUCUCGUCUUUCUUUCUUCAUCUUGUGUUUCUUUGUUCAUCUCGUUUUUCUUUCUAUCUUUCUUUAUUUCUUUCUUUCUUCAACUCGUCUUUUUUUCUUCAUCUCGUCUUUCUUUCUAUCUUUCUAUCUUUCUUCAUUUCGUCUUUAUCUCUUUCUUUCUUUCUUCAUCUCGUCUUUUUUUCUGCAUCUCGUCUUUCUUCCUUUCUUUCUUUCUUUCUUCAUCUCGUCUUUCUUUCUUCGUGUCGUCUUUCUUUCUAUCUUUCAUCAUCUCGUCUUUCUUUGUUCAUCUCGUCUUUCUUUCUUUCUUUCUUUGUUCAUCUCGUCUUUCUUUCUUUCUUUCUUCAUCUCGUCUUUCUUUCUUCAUCUCGUCUUUCUUUCUAUCUUUCUUUCUUCAUCUCGUCUUUCUUUCUUUCUUUCUUUCUUUCUUUCUUUCUUUUAUCAUCUCGUCUUUCUUUCUUCAUCUCGUCUUUCUUUCUAUCUUUCUUUCUUCAUUUCGUCUUUCUUUCUAUCUUUCUUUCUUCAUCUCGUCUUUCUUUCUUUCUUUCUUUGUUCAUCUUGUCUUUCUUUCUUCAUCUUGUGUUUCUUUGUUCAUCUCGUUUUUCGUUCUUUCUUUGUUCAUCUUGUCUUUCUUUCUUCGUGUCGUCUUUCUAUUUUUCUUUGUUCAUCUCGUCUUUCUUUCUUUCUUUCUUUCUUUCUUUCUUUCUUUCUUUCUUUCUUUCUUUCUUUGUUCAUCUCGUCUUUCUUUCUUUCUUACUUUCUUUCUUUCUUUUGCUUCCUGUCUUCCUUUUACAUUCAAUUGACAUGUCCAUAA
This is a messenger RNA of Acanthosepion pharaonis, 1296 nucleotides long. The record is from the annotation of a GenBank genome assembly. Lineage: Eukaryota; Metazoa; Mollusca; Cephalopoda; Sepiida; Sepiidae.